AAACUUGGCGGGAAGACUCUUCUGGUACCUCUGUCUCACGCCCCUCCCUAGGAAUCAAAUCAACGACACGGUCGGUGAAUUGAUGGAUUAGGCUGGUUAUUCUUGGACCAAUUCGACUUCACAAGAAAACUGGGAAGCCUCUGGGAUCUUUCGAAGCAUUGUUGGGUUACUGCGACCUCCACAUCAUCUCGGCUGGAUAUUCGAGCGUGUCGCUGAAGAGGUGCUCGUCACUGUAGAGUGGACACAACAGGGAGUUGAUCGAGACCUCACCCCGUUGUUGCUAGUAUGGACGUCACAGCUCUGUUGAACGCGUCUUCGGCGGCUCACAGGCAGGCUCAAGGUUCUGUAGACCAGACACCUACGCCUUCGGUGGCUGACGGGUCGAUAACGUGCUCAUCAACAGUACGAACACCAUCUCCAGAGAAGGCACUAUCCAGGAGGACGAGCGAGUCGAGAACGCCGAAUCGCAGCAGGACGCCUUGGGAUGCUGGCGGCUACUCACUGCCUCUGACGUUGGACACCAAGGCAACGCAAGCAUCAGCACGGCCAGCAUUCUAUAACGAUUCACCUGUGGGCUCUGCGAGUCCUAAGUCUCCACGGCACAAAUUUUCCGACAGCCACAGCAGCUUGUCGUCAUACACAUCGUCUUCGAACUCAGCGGUACAUUCGAGGUUCUCGUCGCUGUCAACAGUCAGCGGGUUCCAUACGAUGCCUACCGUCAUUACAGAUGUAUCCGCACUCGAUUCGCGAUGCUGCGACAACAUAGAUUCUGCAAUAAGCCGUACGUCCAUGCCCGAUCUCCCCAAACGAAGAAAAGAUGGAGUUGUGUCGCCAACAACAAUAGUGGAAGAGCCCACCAUGCUUGGGUCGAGGAGGCCAGACUCUCCAUCCGAUGCCAUGUUGAUAUCGAGAGGGGCUCAAGGCUUGGAUCAGAUGAGCCCCCAGGAAACUGCGAAUCCCAGAGAUUUAAAAAAUGAUUUGAACUAUCUCAUACCUCCUGAACUAUCCAAAACACACAAAAGAGCAGUUUCAGCACCCGACUUUGCUGCUCUUGGCGCCAUAGAUCAGACGUAUCCUCCCUUGCCUUCAACUCUUCAGCCCACACCACCGCCCUCUCAACAAGACGAUCGUCGCUCAAGCUACGUAAUGGACGCAAACUUGGCCAGCUCCCCGGUUGACGACGGUCUGCCUGCCUUGGAUGAGAGUAUCAAAUGUAUGUACGUGGACAACUGCGAUACUGGGUCCCAGCCGCGUAAGGCCAUCUCGCACAUCUUUGGCCGCAACAAGUUGUGUACCCGCAUGAUCCCCCAGCAUGUCUGGGUCCACUUCUGCCGCAAGCACUACCAGCGCAGCCGAUACCGCAACGCUCAGGAAUACGCGAAGCUCCAAUGCGAGCUGGUUCAGAAGCAGGUUCGUCGCGUGCAGGCGUGGAGCGACGAGAAUAAGCGCAACAACCAGGCGGGCGUCGUCCAGGACUGGUCUCUAUCGAUCCGCAAGCGCGAGCAAAAGCGACUGGAUGAUCGCAACUCGUCGGGCAAGAAGCGACCGUACCGCGACGAGAGCGAAGACGACGAAGAGGCACUGGACCGUGCCGUCUUGAACGGCACCGCUGUUCCGGCAUGGCUGCUCAGCAAAUGCGGUAACGGAUAUUCGACCGAGACAAUUGAGGCCAUCGUGGCACAGCUUAAGAGCGAGAUGGACUCGAACAACUUGACGCAGAUUCCCGAUAUUGAGAUUUUACCGAACAUCAGCACGGAGCAGGAAGAUGGUAAGAAGAAGCUCGUGCUGCCACGCAAAAAUAGCAGCGGUGGUAGCCACAAGCGUUCCCAGUCAGUUGGAGUGGCUCGCAAUGAGCCCAUCUCCAUGAUGCGCCGCGUCAGCCAACCCAACUUCACGGCUGGCUGGCGCCCUGAGGAUGCCAUGCACUCGUCUCCGAUGGACAAGCGCCAACGCAUUACCGAGUUUUCUCCCUAUGGUGAUCGUCAAGGAGCCAUGCGCCAAGCCACUGAGCGACCUGGCAUGAGAACAAUCCACCGACUUCCCCAUCGCCCGGCAUUUGGCAACAUCCGCGAGAACCAGACUGAGGAGUCGUAUUUCGACGAUGAGGAUGCUCGAGGCUCCCACUACAACUUUGGGGGCCCCUUGCCCGCACCCACUCCCCAGCGACUCGCAUCCCAGCCCAUGGCCGUCCAGCUCGACCCAACCAGCACCCCGCAAGGCUACAUGGACAUGCGACGGCCCAUGCACCAACGUGCGCAUUCCGAGAUGGCACCCUACCACAACACCAAUUUCACCUUCCGCCCUUCGUCAUCUUCUGGCUAUUCUCAGCUGCCUACGUCCUCCUCGGGCUACCCCCCGGUGCCUUCAUCGUCCUCCACCUACCCUUCGGUGCCUCAACCCUACUCCACCGAGGCGAUGCCAUACGAUACUGCCUACAUGCGCACUGAUCCUACCUUUGGCGCGGGUGGUCCUCCCGGCUACUAUGAUGAGUCACCUUUGCAACGCCAAUACGCCGCCCCUCAACCAGUUCAGCAGCUCUGGCAGACGCAGCCUUCGGCCAGCCCGACACCGUACGGUCAGCCCCGUCAUAUGCGUCACCAGAAUACUCCUGGUCCCCAGCAGAUCGUUCCGAGAAUGUCGCCCGUUGAGCAAGACUUGCGCCAGCAGGCUCCCUUUGAAACUCAACCCACGUACCACCGCCGCCAACCAUCGUAUGCACCCACAACCCGACAGAUGGCAUACCGCCCUGUCGAAGAGUCGGAGCAGGGCAAGACUCUCUACUCUGAGCGUCGUUGAAAUCCGCCACCGACUGGAUACCACGGUGUCUUUCUGCGUUCCAUCGAAGCAGACGUCAAUGACCUGGGUACUUUCCUCAAUUUCCAUUCUUCACCGUGUGUUAAUAUGAACAUUAUUUCCACCCUUCGUUUUUACGCGGCAUUCACCACGUUCAACGUGGAUGAUCUUUCGAUGAUACACGAUGAUACAUGACGCGUACUCUAGACUCGGAAACACUUAUUCGACUACGACCAUGAUCACCAUCAAAAGUCGGUCAGUCAC
Pseudomassariella vexata is the source of this 3057-nucleotide messenger RNA. RefSeq lists its product as uncharacterized. The transcript has 2 exons. Lineage: Eukaryota; Fungi; Ascomycota; Sordariomycetes; Amphisphaeriales; Pseudomassariaceae. The coding region runs from base 286 to 2796 and encodes 836 amino acids. The record is from RefSeq and is a predicted model, not a curated record.